UCGAGUCAGGCUCUCGGGGGCGACCUUGGCGCGCGGGUCUUGCCGCAAGGGGGGGACACGUGGCGCUUUGUGGUUGCUCCAUUUUAUGCCGUUCAUCAGAUGGUUAGUUGGCAGGGCAAAGAUUUACGAGCUUGGGAGGCUAUCGUCGACUAGAGCUAUGGAGAUGGUCAACCGUUACUAUUAGCUCCGCCGUAAAACUGGUGUUCAUGUUUAAUUCAUGAUUCCAGUCUGACAUCAAGCCUCGACUCGAAAGCCUUUCACCCUCCGCAUUCAAUGCUGGAGCCUGCAUUCAUCAAUGUCAUCGAUGAUUUCGUUGUUCAAUAGUUUCUGUGCAGGACAGUGAAUUGCUCUCCGCCCAAAAGUUUGUUAGCAGCACUAGCACUGUGUAGCUGCUGAGCAAUUGCAUUCAGACGAGCAAUCCUUUUCUGACCCGCUGAAGUCUUGCCCAAUGUAGAUUGGGAGCUGGGUUUUCUCGAUGAUGCUAAUGUAACAAUCCAAUUCCUUUCUUCAAGCAUUCCACGCCACUCUGUUUGCCAUAGCACUCUGAUGGCAGCUUCCGAUAUAGUCCUGAUCGCCUCAGCUGUUGAAUCAAACAUCAGCGUUUGGGACCUGAAUCUGGGAACGGAACUUGGUUCAUUCAAAACCUCAUCAAGUGGAAGAGGCGGGUUGACUCUUGUUGGGGACGAUCACUUUGCCGCCAGCCAAUUGCAGAAAGGGGGGGCUAUCUUCUCCUGGACCUGGCAAAAGAAUGGCAUCGAGCACAAGAGUUAUCCGGUAGAGCAGAUCACGCCCCUCGCCAGCUCCCCGGAUGGAAAUCUCAUCGCGGGGGGGGGCGCCUCCGGCAGGCUGUAUCUGUGGGAAGUAUCAACGGGGAAGUUGCUGCGGUCAUGGCCGGGCCACUACAAAACGGUCACGUGCCUCACCUUCUCGGAUGAUGGCUCGCUGCUGUUCUCGGGGGGCGAGGAUGGGAUCGUCAGCGUUUGGCCGCUGGUGAAAGUCCUGAGCGGUGCUGACCUCAGCGGUGACGCUUCCCAGCGGCCACUGUACAGCUGGUCAGAGCACACGCUGCCGGUAACCGGGCUGUGGACUGGAGCGGGGGGCGCUUCCGCGGUCCUGCUUUCGUCGUCCCUGGAUCACACAGUCAAGAUCUGGAGCGUCGCUCUCGGUUCCCUCCUCCGUUCCGUCGUCUUCCCGACCGCCCUCUACUCCAUCACCGCGGAUUCCGCCGAGUACUUCCUCUACGCCGGCGGCAGCGACGGUCGAAUCUUCGCGCUCUCGUUGCAAGGCAGCGGCUCGUUCGACGACGAAACCGGGGCCGACGGCGUGCUGAUGGGGCACUCCUUGGCGGUGACGUCACUCGCGGUGUCGUCGGACGGCGCGACGCUGGUGUCCGGGUCCGAGGACGGGACCGCGCGGGCGUGGGAUGUGAAUGGGCGCCAGCAGCUGCGGACGCUGCAGCACGGCAAAGGCCCGGUGACGAACGUGCUCGUUCUGCUCAAGCCCCCAAACCUCUUCUCGGCCGACAACCGGAAGCGGCCCCUGCACCCCUUUGCCGCGCUCCGAAAGUACCCCGGGGCUGAUCAGACCACCCCGGGCGAUUCGCCGUGGGAAGGCCCGCUGGUCAUCCUGCCCGGUUCGGAACCCCGACCGGAGGCUGGGAGCUACGGGACUCGAGCGCUAGCCCGCCUGGCGGCCAGUAUGCAGCAAAACCAGGCUCUCGUGACGGCACAUGAAGAGCGCAGCCGGCUCCUCUCUCAGGUCGAGGAGAGCAAUAGGAAGGCCGCCGAGUGGCAGGCACUUCAUAAAGAGCUCUACAUGUUCGCAGUGAACGAUUUGAUAGACAAGAAGGACAAGGAGCCCGGCGUCGGAUGAUAUGGCGGCGCCGUUGCUAGGAAAUUCAGCUACAUGCUGAUACGUCUUUACUCGUUCUAGGCCUUAUUUUUGAUCAGAGAACAUUGCUACUUUGGGCUGAUCAAUCUAUGUCGCGGCUGUCCGGCCAUGCUGCGCUAGCAGGAGUUGGCACA
This is a messenger RNA of Klebsormidium nitens, 2024 nucleotides long. The record is from the annotation of a GenBank genome assembly. NCBI's taxonomy places the organism in Eukaryota, Viridiplantae, Streptophyta, Klebsormidiophyceae, Klebsormidiales, Klebsormidiaceae.